Messenger RNA from Callorhinus ursinus (northern fur seal), 1266 nucleotides. The record is from RefSeq and is a predicted model, not a curated record. NCBI's taxonomy places the organism in Eukaryota, Metazoa, Chordata, Mammalia, Carnivora, Otariidae.
UGAAGUGAAUAAACACCGAGGGGUUUUGUUUGUCCCCAUCACAACCCCCGAAUCCCUCGCAGCCAGGCCCUGCUACCUCGGUGCCCUCGACUGCGUUCGGACGCCAAGGCUGGGCGGGGCCCCGACCUCCGGAGCCCUUGCUGUGGACGACGAAAGCUGAGGCCGCGCGCGGGGAGGCGGUGGCCUCGGGGACAAGGCGGCCGCUACUCGGGGCCGGGAGGCCCCAUGGCGCCGCCCCCAGCCCCGCUUCUGGCGCUGAGACCGGGGGAGACCGGGCCUGGUUACAAGAAGCCCGGGGCCGUGAGCUUCGCGGACGUGGCCGUGUACUUCUCCCCGGAGGAGUGGGGCUGUCUGCGGCCCGCGCAGAGGGCCCUGUACCGGGACGUGAUGCGGGAGACCUACGGCCACCUGGGCGCGCUCGGAUUCCCAGGCCCCAAACCAGCCCUCAUCUCUUGGAUGGAACAGGAGAGUGAGGCUUGGAGCCCCGCCGCCCAGGAUCCUGAGGAGGGGGAAAGCCUGGGAGGAGCUCUGAGAGGAGACACCCCAAACAAGAAGGAAGAGGCACCGCAGGAAGGGUCAGGAGCCAAGGGACCCAGAAAGCCUCCCGGGAAGGAGCCUUCUAAAGAGCUGGUUAAACAGAGCCCUAACUGGACCGUCGGAAAAGUUUCGGCCAGAGCACAGCGGCCCACGAGCGCUGCCUGCAGCCAGAGCACAGGCGCGCAGCCGUCCGGCCCGGCCCCCGGCGUGGGCACGCAGGACAGCCAGCGGCGUCACGUGUGUGCGGACUGUGGCCGCCGCUUCACCUACCCCUCACUGCUGGUCAGCCACCGGCGGAUGCACUCGGGGGAGCGGCCCUUCCCCUGCCCGGAGUGUGGCAUGCGCUUCAAGAGGAAGUUCGCCGUGGAGGCGCACCAGUGGAUCCACCGCUCCUGCUCCGGCGGGCGGCGGGGCCGGAGGCCUGGGAUCCGGGCUGUGCCUCGGGCUCCGGUGAGGGGUGACCGGGACCCUCCCGUGCUGUUCCGACACUACCCGGACAUCUUUGAGGAGUGCGGGUGAGCUGCUCCCGCAGGCUGGGGUUGAGCCUGACCUAGGACUGCCUGAGCCCUGAGGGAGGCUCCGGAGGCCGGGACUUGGGAAUCGAAAUUCAUCCCUUGGGCUUCCCUCAAGGAUCCCUCAAGUUUCAAAACUUGUAAAAAGAAAAGUGCCUGUAAAGAUGCAAAUAGAUUAAACUUGACACUACUCCCGCCAGUCUUUCUAAAAAAAAAA